AUGUCUCUCGAUCCUCAACAGAGAGUGGUGAGGACGACCGGCCUCUCGCUUACGAUCCGAAUGAGGAAAGGCCGAGCUGCUAGCCGAAGUGGUCUCUUUUUGUCAACGAUUGUUCGAUUUCAUCUCAUAACAACCUCCGACCUUUUAUCUUUGUUGCAACGACGAGCAACAUCAACAUCUGCCACAAUGGUCUCCUCACAAGCCAGGAAGAGCGUGACUUUCGCCGUUCCAGAUGAACCGAUGGUCACUGUCCUUAACCAGAACGUCGCUUCCAUCUUCCGUCUUCCAUCUUCCAUCUUCCCUCGAAUCGAAAACCCCCCGACUUCCCAACUUCUGCUCGCAACACGGUUGAUACCAACCUUGCCGUGCCCAACAGAGAGGAUACCUGUGGCAGAUUACCCAACGACCCCCGAAAUAUGA
Messenger RNA from Drepanopeziza brunnea f. sp. 'multigermtubi' MB_m1, 420 nucleotides. Lineage: Eukaryota; Fungi; Ascomycota; Leotiomycetes; Helotiales; Drepanopezizaceae. The record is from RefSeq and is a predicted model, not a curated record.